AUGAAAUAUUAUUGCGUGUGGUUGCUAGUUUAUAGUCUUUGCUAUCAGUGCCUCGAUAUUCGUGCUACACGAGUGAACAAUGACGAACCGGAUGGACUGUGGUCUAUGGGUAAAGGUAAUCCUCAAAAUACUUUUCGUAUAGUACCGUCUCUGCCGACGAAUUAUUCUAAACUUCCAUGGACAUAUGAAUUCAAUUUAACAUCGCAAGACACCACUCAAUUUGGUUUUGCUGCUGGAAUCAAUGGCGAUAUGUAUUUCUUUCAGAGUCAAAUAAGAGGUCAUCCAGCUGAUUGGAUUAUUUGCUUAACUCUGAAUGGAAAAGUUCGAUGGACUUUAUUUGUCGAAACAGUCCCAGAAAUGGAUCCUAUUGGUGUUUCCAAUAUCGUGUCCGAUCGACAAGGCGUUCUCUAUUAUACCAUCUCUUGGUCAGGUGAUACGAUCUAUACCGCCAAGAUCUGUCGAGUUACCCAUGCUCAAACAUCGCAUCCUACACAAGAGUGUGUUGAAAAUUACGAUCUAUUUAUGUAUGUGAAUGCGCCAUUGACUUUAGAAGAGAAUCACAAUCGUUUGAUUACUGCGGUGAGCGACAAUGAUUUUGAAUCGAUACCGCUUGUGCUAGAUAAAAAUACCCUAGAAAUGAUUUGGAUCGAUAGACAUGUUUUUGGAGCUGGUAUGGAAGGACAAUAUCGAUGUGACCUGAAAACGGGAGAUAUAUUAUGGAUAGGCGGGGAUGAUCGUCUGUUGAAGUUCGAUUACGAUGGACAUAAAAUAUUCAAUAACGACACACAACCGGGUUUAUCUGGCAUAGACUUUGUUUUGGAUUCACAGGAAGAAAUUAUCGUCCGACCUUGGCAAGAUGGUUCGAGUUUGCCAUGGAAACUCUUUGUUUCAUCCAGUGAUGUUUCAACGCACGAGAUUAAAACGCGUUGGACAUGGAAGGCACCUGCAUCUAUCCUCAACAAUGAUAUGAUAACAGCGCCUACUAUAGAUGAAAAUGGAACGGUUUAUAUGGCCAGCAUACCUUUGGCAUUCGCCAUUGAUAAACAGGGGAAAACUUUAUGGACGACAUCGUUGGCAACAGCAAGUGAAAUAAAAACGUACAAUUUAAUAUCAUUUUGCAUCUCAAUGAAUCGUAAACGUCGUGUUAUUUACGUCGUAUCAGGCUCACCGUUUUAUCAAAAACAAAAAUAUGUUUAUUUUAUUACUGCGCUUAAUAUGGAUACGGGUAAAGUGAUCAAGCGCAUAGAUUUGAAACUUGCCGAUACAAAAUCGAUUAGUCCUCAAUGUCCAAUAUUGAUCGGUGAUGAGAUGUUGUACUUUUCUUGGUUGGAAGGAGAGUAUCCUCAGAAGGUACCAAUCAAGGUGAUAGGCAUCGAACAAGUUUAA
Adineta ricciae is the source of this 1386-nucleotide messenger RNA. NCBI's taxonomy places the organism in Eukaryota, Metazoa, Rotifera, Eurotatoria, Adinetida, Adinetidae. The record is from the annotation of a GenBank genome assembly.